Molecule: messenger RNA, 511 nt
Organism: Hemicordylus capensis (graceful crag lizard)
Lineage: Eukaryota; Metazoa; Chordata; Lepidosauria; Squamata; Cordylidae
Product: HLA class II histocompatibility antigen, DP alpha 1 chain-like
Exons: 3
Coding region: 8-511 (167 amino acids)
Source: RefSeq, a predicted model, not a curated record
ACGCAACAUGGACAUCAUGAAGAACAACAUGGAGGUCCUGAUCAAGCGCAGCAACCGCACCCGGGCCCAGAAUGUUCCUCCUUCAGCAAGUGUGUACCUGAAAAACCCUGUGGGACUGGGAGACCCCAAUUUGCUCAUCUGCUUUGUGGACCAGUUCUCACCCCCAGUGCUGAACAUCACCUGGCUGAAGAACGGAGAGGAGGUUUCCGAGGGUGUGACGGAGACAGACUUCUACCCCAGCACAGAAGCCACCUUCCGCAAGUUCUCCUACAUGACCUUCAUCCCAGAGCACGGGGAUUUCUACAUCUGCAAAGUGGACCACUGGGGCCUGAGCCAGAGUCUGACCAAGCUCUGGCAUGCCAAGGAGCCGGCUUUCAUCCCGGAGAUGAAAGAGAACGUGGUGUGUGGUCUGGGCUUGGCCACUGGCAUCCUGGGCAUCAUCAUUGGCACCAUCCUUUUCUUCAAGGCUAGGAGGAUCGAUUGUGGCAACCAGCACAGAGGACCCCUGUGA